This is a messenger RNA of Leopardus geoffroyi (Geoffroy's cat), 2973 nucleotides long. RefSeq names its product amine sulfotransferase-like. Bases 1347 to 2219 code for a protein of 290 amino acids. The record is from RefSeq and is a predicted model, not a curated record. The transcript has 9 exons. Lineage: Eukaryota; Metazoa; Chordata; Mammalia; Carnivora; Felidae. Gene Ontology annotation, molecular function: sulfotransferase activity. Gene Ontology annotation, biological process: sulfation. Gene Ontology annotation, cellular component: cytoplasm.
CAUGGGGCUCAAACUCAGGAACCAUGAGAUCAUGACCUGAGCCAAAAUCAAGAGUUGGAUGCUUAACCGACUGAGCCACCCAGGUGCCCCUGAAGUGUAAGUUUUAUAUGUUUUCUCUAAGUAUUGAAGUGGAUUCCGUCUUUGUCAUCUUAGAAUGUAGGCAGAACCUGAUGAUAUGGAAAUGAAGACUCAGAGUUUGUUGUAAUGAUACUCCUAAGUAUUUUCAUCCAAAGUAAAUGUUAACUUUAAUAUUGCUUUUAUUUUAUGGGAAUUAACCAAAGACUCUACUUCUCAAACUGGAGCACACAUAAUCCCAGGAUGCGCAAAAGCAUGACUGGUGGUAUUUGAAGCAGUAAUUGGCCAUCUUGGAUUCUCAGUUUUGCUCUUGGAUUUGGGAGAAUUUUUGCUUUUGUUUUUCUACUUAUGCUAAGUUGUAUGAAGUAUUAUAAGAUUAAAAACGAAUACUACUAUGUGUAUUCAUUGCUGUAUGCCUGUGACAAUGUCUGGCACCGAAUAGGCAUCUAUUAUUUGUUGAAUUGAGUGAAUUAUGCAAAAUUCUCCUGCAUUUUAAAGGUAAACCAUGGCAGUUCAAGGAAGUGUUUUAUUUGCCAUAUGCAGCUUUGAGUAAUGCCUCCAGAUUCUGCAUUACUUCAUAUUCUUCUGCCAGGAGAGGUGCCUUAGGAAAAAAGUGCACUGAUCUAAGGCAAACACCUCUAAAAGGUUACAUGAACAUUUCCUAUUUGAGGUAAAACCAGAAAGAGUGAUUAGUAACAUUUCUUAUGGAUGAAAGGAUGAGUUCAUUGAUUGUACUGUCACAAACUCCAAAGGUAUAUGUGUCAAGCGGCAAAGAGAUACAUUCUUGGAUUCUAGGAGAAAGGAGAGUGUGAGUUUUCAAUAUGUAUGUGCUAGCCCGUUGUUUGUGUUAUGGAGGUGCAAACAGAAAGCAGGUAAACCAUCUCAAGUAGCUCAUAGUGUUUUGUUUGUCUUUCAGAGAACAUAAAUGUCCAGCAACAAAGGUCAGACUGUUUCUAUUAUUUGGAAAGGCCCUUAACACUUGAGGAUCUGUUACUAAGGAUGUUUUCUAAAAAGAUAAAUAUUGAUGCUAUGGCCCUUGAAAAUGACAUUAAAGGAGAGUGUUAGGCACAUUCUCAAAGGACCAUUCUGUUCAGAAGACAAACUGGAUAGAGUGUGGAACCCCUGAAAAAGAGGACCCAAAACGGUACCUGAACAGCCAACCCCAGGACCUGUCAUUCCCUCUGUGAUAUCACAUCCCUAUGUGGUAUGAAGACCUCACCACUCACUCAACAGUGACAAAACUGAGGGGAAUAAUGGCAGGUAACUGAAAUAUGGAAGAUGCAGACUCAUUUUUAUUCAAAUUUAAAGGAUAUCAUUUUGGUCGUGAAGAACUUGAUAUUGGAUUUAUAGAAAAUUUAGAUGAUUUUGUAAUCAGAGAAAGUGAUGUCUUCAUUAUUACAUACCCCAAAUCUGGAACCAGCUGGUUUCAGCAGUUAUUAAGCUUGAUUUAUUUUGAAGAACAUCGCAAAGGCAUUGGGAAUCUGGAAACAGUUGAUCGAGUCCCCUUCUUCGAGUACAACUUUCGAAAAAUGGAUUUUGUUGAAAGACCAUCUCCUCGUCUCUUCGCUACCCACCUCCCAUACUACUUGGUUCCAAGGGGGCUGAAGAACAAAAAAGCAAAGAUUAUUUACAUAUACAGAAACCCUAAGGACGUUAUGUGCUCAUAUUUCCACUUUUCAAAGAAUGUGACAUUGCAAGUUACAAGUUCCUUUGAGGAAUUUAUGGAACAGUUUCUAGAAGGAAAAGUGGGAAGCCUUUGGUUUGACCACAUCAAAGGUUGGUAUGAGCACAAAAGCCUCUUCAACAUUCAGUUCUUGAUGUAUGAGGAGAUGAAGAAGGAUCUCAAAGGUUCUCUGUCAAAAGUCUGCAAGUUUUUGGGGAAAGAGUUGAGUGAGGAGGAAAUGGAUGCCAUUGUGAGACAGGCCACAUUUCAGAACAUGAAAUAUGACCCACGGGCAAAUUACAAGAAUAUAAUAAAGACCCGAUAUGGGUUAGAAGCUAAAGGUCAUUUCCUUCGCAAAGGUACCAUUGGAGACUGGAAAAAUCACAUGACUGUUGAGCAGAAUGAAAGGUUUGACAAGAUUUUCCAAAGGAAAAUGAAAGAUUUUCCCUUGAAGUUCAUCUGGGAUAUGAAUGAAGAAUAGAAUUUUAAGCAAUGCAAACUAUUUUAAGAAAGCACUUUCAGAAAUAAAUAUAUUGAAGUGUAUAAUUUCAUCUUUGACUAUCAUUGGCUCAUUAUUGACAAACCUCAGUGAUUAAUAAAUAUAUAUAUGUGCCUUUAUAUCAUUUUCCAUCUGUGCCCUGUUUUCCAUUUGCUGGAAUUCCUCAGUUACUGAUCAGGAGAGUAUUUCUUUCUUUGAUUUGGCAUAUGAUUAUGAAAUGGUUUUUGUUUUAUAUUCAGAAAUUCCAAAGCUCUUGAGCAAAACGCGGGUCAUAACAGGUGGUUGAUUUGACAUCUUAAAAUAGAUGAUUCCUAAUGUAUGAAAAACUACUUACGGGCUUUCUUGAUAUUUAAGAUUUUAAUUUUUAGGUAAUCAAAUAAGUCAACCUUUAAUUUUAUGAUUUCUAGGUUUUGUGUCUAACUUAGAAUAUUGCUACGACAAGUAUUUUCAUGUAUUCAUAAAGCUUAUCCUUAUUUAAUCUGAAUACUUAAUAUAUGCUGUAAGACCAGUAUCCUGUACUUUUCUAACAGAUAGCCAAUUGGCCCAAGGUCAUUUAUUUAAUAGCCACCAUUUUCCUAGUGAUUGAAAGAGACAUAAUCUUGUUUUAUACAAGUGUAUGUACAUGAGUUGACUUAUGCAAAGUGACAUAUUUUCUGAUGAUAUACUUUUCUUUUUCAUUACCAUGUCAUAAUUUCUAACAUAAGUUAAUAAACUGUCAUAAAGAGUUGUGUUGGAA